ACAUCCUUCCACUCGGAUGCGCUUCCUGCUUCACCAAUUCAUAUGACAACCGCUAAUUCCAAUACUGUUUCCUUUAUUCGACAACCAUCUUCCCCACUACUUUUCCAAUCAUCCAGAUCGCUCACAUUCUUUCCAGUGACCCCAACGCGACCCAGACCCCAAGAUAAUGCUUCGCUGUACUCAGAACAUUUUACAGGUUCUCCAAGGGUUCUCAGAAUUACUUGCCUCAUUGAGGAUUGCGGGAAUUCUUACACACGGUACAGCGCACUACAAAAACAUAUUGAGUGUCAUCAUCACAUCAAUAUUGAACACAAAGACAAACUGUUUUCUUCUAUUAAUGAUUUUUACAGCUGGAAAACUGAGAUGGAACAGAACAGCAUUACGUCAUAUGUGAAGGACACUGCAGCAUACAUAACAAAAGACAAUUGCUGCACCAUUCAUAUUAUAAUUGCCAUCGAUCACACAGUCACCAAACAAAGGAAACAUGUUUAA
Molecule: messenger RNA, 492 nt
Organism: Ctenocephalides felis (cat flea)
Lineage: Eukaryota; Metazoa; Arthropoda; Insecta; Siphonaptera; Pulicidae
Exons: 3
Coding region: 43-492 (149 amino acids)
Source: RefSeq, a predicted model, not a curated record